GUACGGUCUGGGGAGGGUGUGUGUACGCGGACCCUACGCCUACUCCAAAGUAAAUAGGCUGUUUCCAAAGAGACCCGCGGCUAAGCAUCGAAAGUUGCAUUGAUGGACUAACAGGUUUGGUGCUAUAUAAUCUUAGCAAACCUGUAAUUAGUAGGGUUUCUUGGUUCCAUUUAUUAUGGGUUUACUUUAGCAAAGCUCAUUGGCUUCAAAUUGUUUGAGGUAAUGUCCAUGAAUCUCCCUCCUGAUCCUAUAGGGACACAAACUGCACCAAGAAAAGUUAGCAAAGCUGAGUUGGGAAAUGUUGCAGGAAUGGCUGCAACUGCAACGGGUAGUGGUGGGAAGUUUGAUAAGAAUUUCCCAGGAGAAAAGGCCCCCGAGCACGAAAAGAAGCAUUGCAAGUUCUUACCGGUUGCAGAAGGAUCAGGAAUGGGCUCUCUCCAAAGACAGCAAACUGACAAAGUUCUGAACAAACUAAUAUCAAAGAACUCACAUGAAAUACUCAAUGUCAAAAAGGCGGUGAACAUGUACACUGCGAGACAGAAGAAGGGGGGAGGGAAAGCAAAGGAUUGUUGUAAACUUAUAAGCAAAGGAUUCUUUUCCCCAUCUUUUUAUUCUGAAUUCAUUGGUAAAGAUCCAAUCUUUACUGAUUUGAAGAGUAGAGCUGAUUUCCCCAUAUUCUUCUCUAAAUUCAUUGACAAAGAUCCAAUCUUUACUGACUUGCAGAAUAAAGCCAAUUUCCAUGGCUAUAUCUCCUCUAUUCUUAAUUAUGUUUGCUCCAUCUCCAUUCCUUUUGCGGCCGUGAGCAUUCCGGUGGCAAUACGGCAUUUCAACCGAAAAGCCCAAUUGGAGUGCUGGAGAUUUACACCAUCUGGGCCUAUUAGCUCUCUCAAGCACUCCAAUUGGGCUUCUCAGUUGAAAUGCCGUAUUGCCACCGGAAUGCUCACGACCGCAGAAAAAAACUAAAGAGAAAAAGGCAGGAGAGAGAUGAACAACCAUACCUUGGCUUGAGAUGUGUGAUCCAAUUCUGAUCAAAAAAUACGAUUCAAAUCAAGCAUAAACUCUCAGUAAUGAGUCUGAUUCAAACAGUAUUUUUUUAUUCAAAUUGGAAUUGAAAAGUCCAACAGGAAUGGAGAUGGAGUGAACAUAAUUAAGAAUAGAGGAGAUAUAGCCAUGGAAAUUGGCUCUACUAUGCAAGUCAGUAAAGAUUGGAUCUUUGU
Molecule: messenger RNA, 1217 nt
Organism: Cuscuta campestris
Lineage: Eukaryota; Viridiplantae; Streptophyta; Magnoliopsida; Solanales; Convolvulaceae
Source: the annotation of a GenBank genome assembly